Messenger RNA from Camelina sativa (false flax), 1141 nucleotides. RefSeq lists its product as uncharacterized. The record is from RefSeq and is a predicted model, not a curated record. NCBI's taxonomy places the organism in Eukaryota, Viridiplantae, Streptophyta, Magnoliopsida, Brassicales, Brassicaceae.
AAUGGUUCAAUAACCGGUACAAGAACCGGUUCCGGUUCAGGUAAACCCGACUCCGCCACUAUUUUAUUAUCUCUUUGUCUUAUAUAGCGUUCACGUCGGCCACCUUCGUUGCGUUGCAUCACACGCACACACACUUCAGUCCAAAACACCAUCGUAACGUUAUCACUAUGUCCAAACAGAUAGCCUUUUUUUUGCUUUACCUUUUACACGACGACGUUUGCUUUCUCUUUUAUCUCCCACCCAACCAGCGAACAAUUAAAACAUCGCUACCAAACACAUUAUUAUCUCCUCCACACAAUGUCGAAGUCUUCUUCAAACCUUGCUUCAUGCGCCGUCGCCACGCUCUUCAUCGUUUUCCUUAUCAUCGCCGCUCUAACUGUUUAUUUAACCGUGUUCAGACCGAGAGAUCCAGAGAUAUCCGUCACUAGAGUUAAGGUCCCGUCAUUUUCCGUUGCGAACGGCUCCGUCAGCUUCACUUAUUCCCAAUUCUCCGCCGUUAGAAACCCUAACCGCGCAGCUUUCUCGCACUAUGACAACGUAAUCCAGCUCUUCUACUACGGAUACCGGAUCGGUUCCACUUUUAUACCCGCUGGUGAGAUCGAAUCGGGUCAAACGAAACACAUGUCUGCUGAUUUCUCAGUACAGUCGUUUCCUUUAGCGGUGGCCUCUGCUUCUCAGAUCUCCGCCGCCGGAUUUCGAAAUCUUGGAUCAGGCGGUUACGGAACCGGGUUAGUGGAGUUGGAUAAGCGGUCCGGGUCAACGGUGGAAAUAGAAUCGAAGCUGGAGAUGGCGGGUCGGGUCCGGGUUCUUGGUUUGUUUACUCACCGAAUCGCGGCAAAAUGUAACUGUAGGAUUGUGAUUUCCACGAGUGAUGGUUCGAUCGUAGCCGUCCGUUGUUGAUAGUUGAUCGUAGCCGUCCGUUUGUUUCAUCAUAAAUUUCGUUUGAAAAAUUUCAUACAUAUUUAAAAACAGUUAAAUUUAGCUAUCUAUGGCCCUGAAUGUUUAGGAAAUUUUUAAAGGUUUUUAGAUUAUAGUAGGUUUUAGUUUUCAAAUUUUAUUUUUAAUUUUAGAUUUUGUAAACGAUUUCAUAUACAACAAAAGCAACAAAGAUAUAAAGAAAUUGAUCCAUGUAUCAAUUGUA